UGUUGCACGACGGGCGCGACGGUGCCCUGAGGCCAGACGCGAGCUCUCCUCGACCACCACGCGCGAGAGCGGCGGCGUCGACCUCGAGUCCGGCGCGCCGACCCGGCGCGAACAUCCCCCGGCGAACACCACCAUGCGAGAGAACGGCGGCGACGACGUCGACGUCGAGUCCGGCACGCCGAGCCGGCGCGCCCGCCCGAAUCCCCUGGCGACGCUCGUCCAGGGCAACGCGACGCCGUCGAAGGUCGUGCGCGCGACGCGGAGGCUCGCGUCGACGACGGUCGAGAGAACGGCCGGCGCGCUCAACAAGGGCGUCGACCUCGUCGGCGACGCCGUCGUCGAGGGCGCGGUCGGCGCGACGGCGACGCUCGGCGGGAAGGAGCUCAUCUGGAAAUACCUCGACCUCAUCUUCGAGGACCUGGAUAAGAAGACGGUCAGCGUCUCGGACGCGGGCGUCACGAUCGCCGGCCCGAGCCGCGUCAAGCAGCGCACGCUCUGCGCGCUCCUGGGCGGGUCGAGCCCGCUGCGGCGCGUCGAGCUCGGCCCGCUCGAGGUCUCGGUGCCCCUGGACGAGAUCGCGACGGGCAAGGGCGACACGCCCGCGCGCCUCGCGCUGACGACGGCGUCCUGCGAGUGGCUGCCCUUCCCCGACCUGUUGCCCUACGACGAGGUCUACGAGGUGCUCUCGGCGCUCAUGGACCCGCACGCCGCGGAGCUGAACCUCGUCGACGAGGCCGACGCGUCGCGCGGCGCGCGGCGGCGCUUCGACCGCGACCGGCGGGAUCGGCGCGACGUCGUCGUCGAGGCCGAGCUCCGGGCCGCGCGGCCCCGGAGCGCCUACGUGCUCGACCGCCUCGAGGGCCGCGCGUUCGUCUUCCUGCUCAUGGGGUUCAUCGUCGUCUCUUUGACGUCGGAGCUCAUCUGGCGGCGCGCGCACAUCGACGAGCUCGCGCGCCUGACGAUCUCGGCCUUCUUCGUCGGCGAGAUCGCGGCGCGGUUGGCGCUCUACGGCGCGCUGAAGCCGCGGGGCGCGCGCCAGUUCUUCGAGGGGUGGCUGAACCGGAUCGACUUUUCGGCGACGGUCCUCGACGUCGUCAUCUGGUCGAUCAAUUUCGAGGAGCGGGCGACGGGCGCGUCGCAGUCCGCGCGCGGCGCGCGGCUCGUGCGGUUCCUGCGCGUGGGCCGCGCGAUCACGCGCGUCGGCCGCGUCGCGUCGGCGUCCGCGCGCGUCGCCAAGAACGUGCUCCUCAAAAAGCGCGAGGACGAGCUGCGGCGGCUCGACGGCGUGUUGCUGACGGCGGACGAGGUGACGAUCACGGCGCCGGCGCCGUCGGAGGCGCUCGUCGCGGACUGGUUCCGGUCGCUGAAGCGGAACCUCGACGGCGGCGCGCGGACGGCGGCGGCCGCGGCGGCCGGCGACGCGUCCGUCUACGUGAUCCGCGACCUCAGGCUGGCGAACGCGCGGGCCGACGGCGAGCCCGCGCGCGACCUCGCGGACUGCGGCGCCGUCGUCGACCGCGACGACGUCGGCGGCGCCGUCGCGAAGUGCCUCGUGACCCGCAAGACGCUGACCGCGGGCGCCGUCGCGCUCAUGGAGACCCGGGCGCCCUUCGCGGCGCUCGGCGACGCGGCCAUGGCCUUCCCCGUGGACGUCGACGUCGUCCUGCACCGGCGCACGGUCGACGGCGUCCUCGCGCGCGUCGAGCUCGACGUUCGCGCGACGCGGGCCUUCGUGAAGACGCUCGCCAGCGGCGCGGCGCUCCGCGUCGCCGUCUACGGGCCCGAGCACUCGGAGCGCGAGGCAUUCGCGGCGUCGUGGCUCGCCCGGUCCCUCGGCGGCGAAGCGCCGGCGGCGGGCGAGACGGCGGACGCGUGGCUGCGCCGCGCGCGGUCGCGGUCGUCCGCGGCGCUGCUCUGGGCCGUGCUCGGCGACUGGCUGCGGACCGAGGCCGCGGUCCGGUUCUUCGCGGAGCGCGACGACCGCCGCGCGGAGCAGCCCUCGACGCGUCGGAGUACGAGGCGCUCCGGGCCGUCGCGUUCGACGGCGGCCGGCCGUCCGCGGCCAAGUUCGCCGCGGUCUGCGCGCGGGGCGACGCGUGGGUCCCGGCGGCCGCCGCGACGGCCGCGCCGCCGCGGCGGAGCGCGUUCCUCUCGACCUUCCUCGCGGGGAAGCUCCGGGCGACGAUCGCGCCGUCGGUCGACGCGGCGCUCCGAUGCCUCGCGAAAAACUGGGAACCGGGCCUCUGGGCCUUCCGCGGCGCCGACGGCCUCGUAAUCGAGCCCCUCGAGCUCGACGACGACGUCGUCUGCGCGCUCGUGGGCGGCGCGUCGUGCGUCCGGAACGCGAGGGUCUGUGUGCAAAUCAAAUCUUCAACCCGACUUCAAUGUGCGCGUAUUCGAAUGUUUUGACACGAGCACUUCCGCCGUGCUUCGAGAACUCACUGAGAGCAAUCGAUUCGUCCAAAAAUCAGCCGAAUCGACUUCGAU
This is a messenger RNA of Aureococcus anophagefferens, 2487 nucleotides long. RefSeq names its product expressed protein. The transcript has 3 exons. Lineage: Eukaryota; Pelagophyceae; Pelagomonadales; Pelagomonadaceae. Gene Ontology annotation, cellular component: membrane. The record is from RefSeq and is a predicted model, not a curated record. Gene Ontology annotation, molecular function: monoatomic ion channel activity. Bases 134 to 2275 code for a protein of 713 amino acids. Gene Ontology annotation, biological process: transmembrane transport; monoatomic ion transport.